UGUCAAAUUUAUUUUGUAGUUGAGCUGGUGACCCGGUGAAAUAUUUGUUUCAGUGUAAAUUCUUCGUAUUUAUUUUUGAUGAGUUAUUUAAGUUUAUUUUUGUGAUAAUCAUGAUGGAGGGUUCAUUAAGCAAAUGGACAAAUGUUAUGAAGGGGUGGCAGUAUCGCUGGUUCGUCCUCGAUGAAAAUGCUGGUCUCCUAUCCUAUUAUACGUCGAAAGAGAAAAUGACACGUGGAGUGCGACGCGGCUGCGUGCGUCUGCGAGCUGCCGUCAUUGGGAUUGAUGAUGAAGACGAUUCCACAUUCACCAUCACCGUUGAUCACAAGACCUUCCAUUUUCAGGCCCGUGAUGGCUCCGAACGCGAACGCUGGGUUCGUGCGUUGGAAGACACGAUAGCCCGUCACGGUCGACGCGAGCGAUGGUCGCGUUGCGUUCCUGCGCCCGCGCAUCGACAUGGCGAUUUGGAACGACGUAUAUCUGAAGCGGACGCGUACCUACAGAUUAUGAUCGAGCUUGUUAAUAAGUUAAAUUUAAAAGUAUCAGAAAUCACGGACCCUCACGAAAAGAGCAGAGGCCAAGUUGUAUUGGACCACUCUAACGCUAUGUUGGAUAAUAUCAAACAUUCCAUAGUACUAUUACAAAUUGCUAAGAACACAGUCAAUCCGGUAAACGGCGUGUAUCAAGGACCAACGAACCUUUCACAAUCACAUAUCAAAGAAGAUUUAUCACCACGCGUGGAAUUGGGAUCGGAAUGUCGUGAACUAGCGUCACCAACACUGCCACUCACACCAUUGGAUGCUAUGGAUGCGCCACGGCAAGCGAUGUCUCUCCUAGUACCAGACACGUCCUAUUCAUCUUCUGAAGGCGAAGACGACUUCUACGAUGCUGAUGAAGAACCGUUACCGGCCGUAGCUCCUGGUCCCAGUGCAAGUCGUACAUGCGCGACGGUGGGUGCGUCCGAGUCAGAGGCGUCGCCCUCUGUCGACCUUCCUAGGACCAGAGACGGAGAGAUUGACUAUGAUGCUCUUUACGAAGAUGACUCGGACAGCGAUCUGGGCUCCAUGGAGAACCAUGGCUCCGUGGUCACACAUCUCCUCUCACAAGUCAAAAUUGGCAUGGAUCUCACAAAGGUUGUUCUUCCUACAUUUAUUCUGGAGAGGCGAUCGCUACUCGAAAUGUACGCGGACUCGUUCGCCCAUCCUGACCAAUUUGUUAAGAUAGUGGAUAUGCCGACACCCAGGGAACGGAUGGUACAAGUGGUACGGUGGUACUUAAGCUCGUACCAUGCGGGGCGAAAAUCACAAGUCGCCAAGAAACCAUACAAUCCCAUACUUGGAGAGGUGUUCAGGUGUCAUUGGGAUCUGGAUGGGGUUGAGCCAUCUAAUAAUGGAGACAAGAUAGAAGUAGGCGACGGUCCUGUUCCCUGGUGUUCGCCGGAACAAUUAUCCUUCGUAGCUGAACAAGUCUCCCAUCAUCCCCCAAUCUCAGCCUUUUAUGCGGAACACGUCAACAAACGCAUCCAAUUCGAGGCCUCGGUUUGGACGAAGAGCAAGUUUCUGGGUCUCUCUAUCGGUGUCCAUAAUAUCGGCAAGGGAUUGGUUACCCUGCUGGAUUUGGAGGAAGAGUAUACCCUAACAUUUCCCAAUGGUUAUGGCAGGUCAAUAUUAACAAUCCCCUGGAUAGAACUAGGCGGUUCCGUAGUAAUAGAAUGCGCGCAAACUGGUCACAAGGCGAACGUGGAGUUUCUUACAAAACCCUUCUAUGGAGGCAAGAAACAUAGAGUCACGUGUGAAGUGUUCGCUGGUACUGAGAAGAAACCGUAUUAUACUGCACAAGGAGAAUGGAAUUCAAGGAUGGAUGGACGGUGGACUGAUUCUGGGCGUAACGAAGUAGUGUUCGACGUGUCGACGAUGAAGACGUGUCGCAAGCGUGUCGCGCCGAUCAGUCGCCAGUCGCCGCACGAGUCGCGUCGCGUUUGGCGAUACGUCACGGCCGCCUUGAGGGCCGCGGAUACGGACGCCGCGACUGCAGCUAAAAGACUGUUGGAGCAGACGCAGAGAGAUGCCGCUAAGAAGCGUGCUGAUAGCGACGAGGCUUGGGUCACACAGUUGUUCAGUCCAAAACCGGACGAUGGCUGGGAAUAUAAUAUGCCGUUAAAAAAACGUAUCGAAGGGAAAUCAUCUCCACAACUCAGUCCCACGCAACGAGAUAACGCUGAUACAAGAUAAUAUGGACUCUAAAACUAUAGAAUAAGGUAGUUAUUCCUACUGUCGAAUUGAUUAGAAUAGUCACGCUAAUAACUUCAUUGAUAGGUCAAUGACCUCAAUUAUUUAUAAAUUAUUUUAUAAUGGGUUAAAGGCGAAACGAAAUAUUUGAAAUGGCGAGUUUAAAUUAAAAUUUGACUAAAUAAAAACCAUGAGUUAUAUAAAACUAUGGAUAUAUUAUUUGUAUUAGAUUUUUCUAUAGAAUUUUUAUAUACAAUAUGUGACUUAGUAUUUUGUAUAGGCCUGGUUUUAAUAUUUAAAUGUCAGUUGUAAAACGAGUCGUUUAGAAAAUAUUGUAGUUUUAAACUAUUUUUUCAUAUGUCCGGUUUCGAUAUUAUAUCCUUUGUAAUUGAUACGAGUCGUAUUACAAAAUAAAAUUUGGAGUUAAACUAUUGAUUUAGCAUAUUAAAUGGGCCCGGUUUUAAUAAGUAAAUGACAGUUGUAAAACGAGUCGUAAAUUUAUCGAGCAACAAAAAUUAUUCCUUUAGAAAAAUCUAGCCGCUAAAGCGAACUAUAUUAUUAGUAACUGGUCACACUUUUAUUUACUUACGUAAAAAUAAAAUAUAGAACAUGUUAAUUAAACUUGCCAUGUUUAUCCUAUCAAUGAAGUUUGCGAUAGUUAAUUUUUGACGCACGUUAGGCGCUUAGUUACUUUAGGAAACUCGAGUUCGCUUAUGACAUAAUAUAAUUAAUGACAUUAAUGUCAAAUAUGAUGUUGAUGAUUAUUUCUGAAAUAUAUAUCAUACUUUACGAGAAAUGUCAUAUGUAAAUUUGUCCUGUUAGGGAAAAUGUGAGAAUUGAUAGUUUAUAUAUCAAAACUCUUUUUAAGAAUAUUGACAACCACAUUUUAUUGUUUCACUCUUGAAUUCCCGUUAUUUUAUUUCCUUGU
Molecule: messenger RNA, 3153 nt
Organism: Pieris napi
Lineage: Eukaryota; Metazoa; Arthropoda; Insecta; Lepidoptera; Pieridae
Product: oxysterol-binding protein-related protein 9
Exons: 16
Coding region: 111-2228 (705 amino acids)
Cellular component (GO): cytosol; membrane; intracellular membrane-bounded organelle
Molecular function (GO): sterol binding
Source: RefSeq, a predicted model, not a curated record